Molecule: messenger RNA, 702 nt
Organism: Coccidioides posadasii C735 delta SOWgp
Lineage: Eukaryota; Fungi; Ascomycota; Eurotiomycetes; Onygenales; Onygenaceae
Source: RefSeq, a predicted model, not a curated record
CAUCGACGAAGUUCUCUGAUACUUUACGAAGAUGAGAGCUAAGUGGAGAAAGAAGCGCGUUCGACGCUUGAAGCGUAAGAGAAGAAAGGUCCGGGCUAGAAGCAAGUAAACCUCUUCACGGCUCUGUCUUAGUCGUUCCGUGACGAAGACCUCGAACGCUGAAAACAAUGCCUGUUCUUCAAUGACUAUCGAGUCACGCGAUGCAUCCGUCAUGGCUUUCUAGCAUCCUUUUCUCUCGAUCCCUCGCGGACUAAAUCAACAAGAAAAAAAAAAGAAAGAAUUACCCACGACGGUUUGGACUGCCUAAAGUUGCAUUCUCGAAGAAGAAAAUUUUUCUUUCGGUCGGAUUCGGAGCGCCCCUUUCUAAUUGUAUUGACGACUCUUGCAUCCUGUCAUGAGCUCUACAACGUGCUACGAACGAUCGGUAAUAUGACGAUUCUCUUUGUGUGUUAACUAUUCGAGGCUGCGGUUUUUGAGGGAAACAGGGGAAAGGAGUUUACUUCGAGACUUUUUAUUAUCAUGGGAGACUAGUCAAAAAAAAAGGCGAAAUAUCCGAACUACGGGGCUGUACCUUGAAGAGUUUACUAAUUGUCCUGCUGGAUCUGGUGUCUUUCUGUGCGAUGGCUUUUAUGUAUUUACAAAAUAGCUUGCCGAUAAGGGCGGAUUGACCUCGGAAUGAAAGUGGACAGUCUUCAAAAGCAA